AUAUUCUCAUGUGGAAUGUACAUAAGGAAACUUCCAGAAAUAAUAAUUUUAUUAAAAAUGACACGUCUAGUUGCCUUAUGUACAAUUCUCUUAUUGUUGAACUCAACUUAGGCUUACUUCAUCGAUAAAGCACAUCGUCAGCAAGCUUAAGAAUUGAUAAACAAAUUUGUUAUCGGAUUCACAUAACAAUUUGAUGCCAUCUCCGCAGAAGGUCUGGAUCACAUAGGAAACAUGAAACUGGCAUUCGAUUAUUGGAUAACCAAGUUUAAAAUCCAUGGUUUCGAAAAGAUGAGUGUAAUUCCUUACAUCUAUUAGAAUAGUUGAAUUUUGAUGUAGAUCACGACGUCCUUGAAAUCAAUCUCCCCACAGUUAAUCUAGACAUCAUUGUUGAAGAUUCCUAUACCAUCCCUGUAAAAAUAGAGAAGUAAUUCGAAAUACUAUGAUUUAUAGUUUAACUGCGUCAAUAAUCUUUGACAUCGAUCCAACUCGUUUCAGAUGUUCAGGAGUUGAAUUUGAUUAUGAUAAUGUGUCCUUGGAUGUGAAUUUGAUUGUCCAAUAUUUUAGUAAAAUGUUAUUGUCCCUCGAUAUGGUGAAAAAUGCUAUCAAGACAGCUGAAUUACCCAUCAGAAAUGUUAUCGUUUAGACAAUCAGAGUAUAUUCAAUCAUCAUUAUUCUAGAGCAAUCACGAAAGACUUUAUCGUUUACUCUCUGACUUAAGGGCUGGUCACUUUGAUGCAGAUGCUCUCUUAGCUAAACUCCCAGAAGUUCAUCAUACUAGAAUUGAUCACAGAGAGUACCUCAUCAAUGUAAGAUCCAUUUUUGGAUACGAAUCCUAACGAGAAAAAGAGAAAAAAGCAGAUUUAUGAAAUAGAG
Molecule: messenger RNA, 873 nt
Organism: Paramecium octaurelia
Lineage: Eukaryota; Ciliophora; Oligohymenophorea; Peniculida; Parameciidae
Source: the annotation of a GenBank genome assembly